Lepisosteus oculatus (spotted gar) is the source of this 4511-nucleotide messenger RNA. It is a transcript of the gene cdkn2aip, whose product is annotated as CDKN2A interacting protein. Gene Ontology annotation, cellular component: nucleoplasm; nucleolus. Lineage: Eukaryota; Metazoa; Chordata; Actinopteri; Semionotiformes; Lepisosteidae. The record is from RefSeq and is a predicted model, not a curated record.
GUGAGGAACUUGAGCCUUGCUACUAGAAUUAAGUAGGCCCUGCAUUUUCUAAAAUUCUCUCCUGUGUUUGUUUACCUUUGUUCAUAACAGUUUAAGGUUUUUAAAAUCAGUGUAUUUUGUCAGUUUUAACUUAAAGCCUACGUAAUCGGUGUAGGGAACUUAGUUUUCUUCUUGUUUUAACCAUUAAAUUCCUACAUUCCGGUAAACGAGGUCUGCUAGGAAUGUAUUUAUCUUUAUUGAGAUAGUCUGUGUUAAACCACUUAACUAAAACAUAUAAACAAAAUCUUAAGUACAUUAUGAGUUUUUCCAACAUUCUCUUCGAAAAAGUAGCCAUUAAAGGUGGUUUAUAUGUAUUCGAUAGUUUAACGUAUGAUGACAACAAAAUGAUUAUUAGAUUCAGACGAGCUCUGUUUUAAUACGUCUUAACAGAACAUAGAUCUCAUUGUACCGAGAUUGCAACUAUUUAAUAAACGACCAAAACAGAACGAACAGAAGCUGGGCACUUACUAUACUGUUCUCAGAUGAAUUCACAUUGAUGAUAAUAUAUUUUCAUUUGGUUCUGUAGGCUCGAUACAACGUUCGAAUGUAAAAACAUAUUUCAGCACAGUUUGUAAUUGGGAUACGCCACACACGUCUUAAAAUGCGCUUAACCGGUUUUUGACGGCUCAGAUUUAAUUUAACACUCGUCUUAAACCACGCAGAGUGGCCGAGAGGUGGUGGUUUCUCGCACGGAAAGGUCAUUGGAGUGAUGCACGGUUUUUAAAAGUGAGUUGUCUGGGGUUGCAGAGAUGGCGGAGGGGAGGAGUGGAGACGACAUCGUGUCGGAGUUUCUCCGUCAGAACGCUCACUUGAAGCAGUGGGUGGAGAGCCUGCGGGGGCACUGCGAGACGGACAAACAGUGGCGUGCCAGGCGAGAGUUCAUCCUCCGGAACAUGGAGGUUUUCACCGGCAUCACUCCAGGAGUUCCCAGCCGCAGCUUGGACCAGCUGCUGUCUCUCUCCAUGGUCUGGGCGAACCACGUCUUUCUGGGCUGUCGGUAUCCCCAACCUGUCAUGGACAAGAUAACAGAGAUGGCAGAAGGGGUGGUCGUGCAUGAGGCUCCAGUUCGCAAGACAAGAGAUGAGCUAAUGGGCAAAGGAAAGAGAACAGGCUCCACAGAAGGGGAGUGUGAUGUUUCUCAGAAGAAGCUGAAGGCUGGUAGUGGCAGGGAAGAAAACAGAAGUGGAGUCCGGGGUCCAGGAUGUCUGGGGAGUAACGUGCAGACCCAUCCAGGAAACAGGGCCAACUCACAAGCAGCGAUGCGGCCCCCCAAGCUAGGACCUCCUCCACACGCCCCCAGUGCCCACCAGCCCUUCUUCAACCGUCUCUACAAGGCAGUGGCGUGGAAAUUGGUGUCAGCCGGGGGAUUUGGGCCCAACCUGAACCACUUUGAGAUCCUGCGGGCCUGUGUGGAGUCUUCUAAGGCCAGCCUGACCUGUGCGUUUGUGCCCUUGAAAGACAUCCCAGACCUGCCAAGUAGCCGCAUCCAGAAGGAGGGGCAGGUGUGUGAGCUGCGCUGCCAGACUGUGUACUUAGGCACGGGCUACGGACGUGGGGAGGACAGUGCCAGAGCCAUGGCAGCCAAGGAGGCCCUGAAGAUCUUCCAGGGCCGCAAGGUCACGGUGAAGAUCUGCCGGCGGAAGUACCAGGGUGGGGAUGUGGAAGACUUGGUCCUACAAGACGAUCAGCUGAGGAGUUCUGGUUUCCCACCAGCACUCAGCUAUCCCUUCCAGCCAGAACAGCAAGCUGCAGCCCUUUAAUAAGACAAGCAAUCGACUCAAGAACACUUUAAAUUAAAAUUGUCAUAAUUUUCUUUUUUUUUUAGGCUUUUCCUAUGGUGCUUCUACAUCCUUCUGGGACGCAGUAGAUGUUGCCUUUUAUUGUAGAAAGCCCUGCAGGCACAAAAAAUACCAUUGGCUUUAGAUAAGAGUGAGAGCACAACCAAAAGAUGGCAUUACAGAGUUAUAAUACAAAUUUGGUGCUGAGGCAAGGCAAUGCUUAAAAUUAAAUUGGGCACAAAAAAUAUUAAGUUUGGUUGAUGUAAAUAUUUUAAACAUUGGAUCUGCAUCAAGGCUGGAUAGCCUUCAUACAGGUUCAUGCGGUUCUGUUUGAACCAUCAGGUUUGUUAGGUGAUGAAACUAUGAAAACUGUCCCAUGUUCCACAGGUUCAAGUGACUUCUUCUGUUAUCGGGGAUCAGUGUUGAACAGCUUGUUGGAAAGUUCUUAAUAUAGUUUAUACUUCUGUUCAAAACACAAUUUCUGUUAAAUAAGGAAAAUCAUAUACAUUUGAUUUAUUAAAAGAUAUUUUAGACAAAAAUGAUUUGCAUGAAGUGAAGCUUAAAGCACUUCAGAAUGAAGCAAGAAAUAUAUAUGAAGAUAUUAUUGAGUGAAAGUAAGUAUGAAAAGUAAGUAAUUGAGACUGAGCUAUGUAAAAGAAGGUUUGAUUUUCAUGCACAGGAGAAAAAAAAUACAAUUUAUGUUAAAUUUCUGAUUAAUAUGGUAAAGUCUUCACUGCUUCAAAAAUGAUCAGUACCAGGAAACAUUUUAUAAUUAUAUUCAGCUGUUAAGAAGACAUGAUUUUUAAAGUGUCCAAACAGAGCUUUCAGAGAUGUUCACCAAAUGUGUAGAAUCUAGCUGUAGUUCUGAUCACUGUAUAAAAUGAUCUGUUCCAAAUUUAAGUCAGUUUUUGAUGUUAUUUUAAUAAAAACAGUUUAAGAGUUUAAUACUGUAAUUACAAAUCUCCAGCUGGAAAUAUGUGGGCUGAAUUAGGUUUUUACAAAAAAACAAAGUCAAAACAUCUAGCCAGUUCAGACAGAGGUAUGUAGGCACACUGCAGGGAGUGUUUGGUGAUGAGGAAAUCUAAGCUGUUUCCUUUCAUGGCAUACAUGGCAUACUAUUGCUUAAAGGAAACAUGGUCAGUUGUCUCACUAUUUGUCUUGGACUGAUUUGGGAUUUUGUUUGCUGGAUUUUGUUCCCCCAAGUACAGAUGUUUUGCAAUUGUUUUUUAAGGGUUUUAUUCUCCAAAUAAUUUUAUCUUUUAUCAUAUGUACAUUGACUACUAAUGGAAAGUUCUUUAUGAUAUUUUUGGGUCUACUCUGAAACAUGUUAUGGGUUUCUAAGGGCUUAGCUUAGAAGUUUGUCUAUUGACAAGAAUGUGGCAGUGUGCAAUAGAAGAAGCUGCCAGCCUCUGAUGAAAACUGCCUUUGUAAAUUUUCAAAUAGUGAGAGACUUCUGUGUUCUGUUGUCUAAACAUGCCCUAAAUAGUUAAUUUUUAAUUGCAAGCUGGAUCAUAAUGCUUGAUUCUCUAAUUUAUCUUACAUUGCUAAAAAAUAUUUGUUUAUACAGUUGACUAAACACUUAGCUAUUAACAGAUAUUUGGGGCAAUAAUUAGUGGUACAUAAUAUCUACAUACAGUACAGUACAUGCACUGCAGUGUUAUUGAAAAUGAGUCUCUAAUUGCACAAUAUACCCACAGGAAUGUGAACCAUUCAUUAAGAAAUAAGUAGUGCAGACAAAGACAACUACAAAUGACAUUAAGCAAUGUAUGGGGUGAAGACUUACAAAUGUAGGAUUGUGUAGGAUGACAGUCUUUGUAGCUGUUGAGUUACUAACAGGAUCAAUCCCAGAUGUUGUAUUAACAAUUGUCCCAGAUGUUAAAGAGGUUGCUUACUUCUUCUAAGACAGUAAAAUUACUCCUCUAAAGCUUUCAGAUAUAUAUUUAAAUGGCCAGAUUACUUUUUUUACUGUAAAUUCGUAAGUGAUCAUGUUCAUUUCUGUUCAAAUAUACUUCUUAACAGAAAAAUGUAUGUGUUUUUUGCAAGGUUUGUCAAGCCAUUAAUGGCAAUAUAAAGAAGUAAUCUUUAUAGAAUUAUCCCACACCUCCCUUAAAGGCCCAAGCAUUAUAGUCGUAUGUUGUUCUUGAGGAUCAUAAUCAGUCUAAAACCUGCACUACGUUAUUUGUAAUCAGAUAGAAUAUCACAUUAAAUGCAGUUAGAAUUUAUAUGAACAACUUGGACUUUAAAUAAUGUACCUUUAGCAGGUAAAUCUAAUGUUCUGCUUCAAAUCUGGAGUCAAGGUAAAGCAACAUCGAAACACAGGUACUUUUUCUCAUUAUGAAGCAGCAUUCUUAUUCAGCUAAAAUAUCCUGUUAAGUGCAGUUUGACUUUUUCUAUCCUGCUUGAACUAUGUAAUAAUCUCUAGCAGUUGUGCAUACCCCAAAUCUGGAGUCAGGUUUACUCAGUCCUUGAACUGAUUUCAAAUUCCUUCAUGGUAACGCUUGUAAUUCUGCCUUCAGCCUCUGGAGGGCAGAAAAACCUCAGAAACUGGUGUAAACUGAGUUUCAACUGCAGCGCACGGGAAAUAUUUGCAAUCAAAUACAACCACAGUAUACCGAAAUAUUUCAGGUUCACAUGUUUAAAGUCUGUGUGGUGGUGGUGUUGGUCAAUAGACAUUAAAAAUGUUUUUUUCAACUA